GCGCCUGAGCGCGGGCGCGCGGGCGCGGGAGGGGGCAGGCGAGAGCGGCGGCAGGAGGAGCAGCCGCGGGGCUGCAAAGCCACAGCGAGCUGCGGGAGCCCGGCGAGCGCGGCAGCGGCGGCAGCAGCAGGGAUAUAAGCCACCCCGAGCCGCCCGCCCGCCCGGGAAAUACAGCCAGGAGCAGCCACCCGGCGAGAGGCGCUGGGAGAGCAACAAGCAAGCGCCCACCUCGCCGGGAGCCUUCCCCCCCCCCCAGCACCGACGCUCGAGCUCGAUUUGGCAUCCGCUUGUUUUUUCUCUUCGCACCCCUCCUCCCCCUAGGGGGUUCUCCCUUUUCCUGCCAGACUGACUCGCACCCUCUCGAUAGUUUACCCCCCCCUUCGUUUUUUUUCUACUCUUCUCCCUGCUUCCAAACCCUGUGUCUGUGUGUUUUAAUAACAUCACAACCUCUGCUUAAAACCAACCAACCAACCAACCAAAACCCUUCCUCCUCUGACCCCAUCCAACACCCCUUGUUCAGGUCAGAUUUUCUUCAGACUGAGAAGGAGUUGUAGCGCAUGAGGAUCUGAUACAGUAGAACAUAGUCAAUUACAGCUUUAAAAGAUUUCUGCCUUAACUGAGAUCAAGCGUAGUUACUGCAAGGAAGGACUGACAGCAGUUUCUUAAACACCACUGGGUCUUCUUACAAGUUGACUAAGUGGAAAAACUAAGAAACUGCUUUCAAGCAUUGAAGAUACCAGGCCAGGAUGAACACGAAGGACACAAAAGUGACUGAAGGAGGUCUCAAUGUCACACUUACCAUACGCCUUCUCAUGCACGGCAAGGAGGUUGGGAGCAUUAUUGGAAAGAAAGGGGAAACAGUUAAGAAAAUGAGGGAGGAGAGUGGUGCUCGAAUCAAUAUUUCAGAAGGUUCCUGUCCAGAAAGAAUUGUGACAAUAACUGGCCCAACAGAUGCAAUUUUUAAGGCUUUUUCUAUGAUUGCAUUAAAAUUUGAAGAGGACAUAAAUGCUUCAAUGACAAACAGCACGGUGACAAGCAAACCACCUGUGACACUGCGACUUGUAGUCCCUGCAAGUCAGUGUGGAUCCCUCAUAGGAAAAGGGGGCUCCAAAAUCAAAGAAAUCAGGGAGUCCACAGGGGCCCAGGUACAAGUAGCAGGGGAUAUGUUGCCAAAUUCAACAGAACGUGCUGUAACUAUAUCAGGCACUCCAGAUGCCAUUAUUCAGUGUGUAAAACAAAUCUGUGUGGUCAUGCUAGAGUCCCCACCCAAAGGUGCCACCAUUCCCUACCGUCCCAAACCUGCCUCUGCACCUAUCAUUUUUGCAGGUGGCCAGGUAAGAGCAGACACCAUUUUGGCUUCAGCUGGAAACCACACCGUCUUGGCCCAACCUCAGCCAGCGCCUGCGUUUACAAUUCAGGGGCAGUAUGCCAUCCCUCAUCCAGACUUGACCAAGCUUCACCAGUUGGCUAUGCAGCAUCCCCCCUUUACUCCCCUUGGGCAGACCACCCCUGGUUUCCCUGGAUUGGAUGCCACUACUCCAACCAGUUCCCAUGAGCUUACUAUUCCAAAUGAUUUAAUAGGUUGCAUUAUUGGCAGACAAGGCAGUAAGAUAAAUGAAAUCAGGCAGAUGUCAGGAGCGCAGAUCAAGAUUGCUAAUGCCACAGAAGGCUCGGCAGAACGACAAGUUACAAUCACAGGCUCCCCGGCAAACAUCAGUUUAGCACAGUACCUCAUUAAUGCAAGGAUAUGUUCUUCUCUUGGUGUUCAGGGAUUCCCCACACAUCGAGAUGAGAAUAGACCCCUUCACUUUUAGUUGCACAAACACCAUAUGGCAUGCACCUGGAUUGCAGAAGAUAACAAUUUAAGAUCUUCAAGACAGCUAAAGCAUGCAAAUAAAAUAAUGCAAGUUAUUAAUGGAGUUGCAGUGAGCUGCUCACCAGAGACAGAAACUCUAGUGAACAAACCUCUCUUUGACUCACUUAGAAAAGCCUGUGAACUGUCACAGCUCUGAUUAUUGCUAAUGGUUCUUUUCAUGGAAUGGGACAUUUAAGAGGUCUUUUAACACACUUUUGCAAUGAAGAAAACUGCUGAGAAAUCAUAUUCCAUGGAUACUAUAUACCCUGUGAAACCAGAAACAAAGUAGUACCUUUUUCUUGUUGAAUUUCUAGGUAGAAAGCAUUUGUUAUCAUCAGAUACAAUAAACCAUUAUAUAUUAUGUACCAUAUGUUGAAAAUGUAUUUAGGUAAAAUGACUUCAUUUGUGAAUGAAGAAUCUUAAAACAAUGUAUAAUAAAUUAAGCUCUCAAGUAUCCUAGGUAAUUAAGGUGGCCUUUUCAUUUUAAAAAGCUAUGUUAUGUGACCAAUUUUUUGCUAAAAGAUAUAAUGAGGAGAGAGGAAUUCUGUUAACUUAGGUGCCAACACAGCAACAGAACUAGUUGUCAGUCAAGGAUUGAAUGGGCUGUGGAAAUUGAAUAACUUCAGUCCAACAAGCGGUGUCCCCAACCUGUGGCUUACACAGGUUGGCAAGGCUAUGGGAGGGAAAUAUAGAGUGCCACAGCCCAUGCAGGUCUUCUUCUGUGGGUAAAUGGGGCCAGCUUCAAGGGCUGUAAAUCCAAAAUUUUAUACAAGUCUUAUGUGCACUUUCUUUUUUAAUUUUUUUAUUUAUUUAUAAUUUUUUAUUAAACAUAAAAAGCAGAUGUGAAAUAAAUUGUUAUUAGAGAGAGUUCAGUACAAUAUCAAAGUACUAAAUUCACCAAGAUACCCACUGGUAUGCCAAAAUAGUCAAUGUCCACCGAGACCAGAGGCCACCAAGUUUUCCCAUCAUUCCUGGAUCUACCUUUUCUUUCUGUUCAAUGAGUUACUUCUGAUACUGACAUCACUCUGCAGACCAGUCAGCUCUGACUCAUGCUGUAAUGUCAUUCCCAUUGGUUUGGUUUCCAGGGGCAUUACUUCUAGGAAUUACAAUACAUAAUUCCAGGUUUGACAGUAGCAUGCGUUUUAAAAGAAUACCAGUUAUUUGAAAUAUCUGAACUAUUUCUAGCCAGUUUUGUCUUCUUUAAAAUCAUUUAUCAGACAAUUUUAAAUAAAGAUUCUUUUGUUGCAGUAUCUUGUUGAAUAUGUACAUGAGAAUAUAUAAACUAGAUUAAAUUUAAGGCAGCAAGGUCUAUUAGGACAGAGAUUUAACCUUAUUUUUGUUUCUGUAUGGAUAUAGCCAACUGUUGAUAUUUGUACCCCUGAAAUAUGCCCCAUCUUAGUUAUGUGCAUUAGGAAUGCUUUAUUUCCUGUAUAUCUCUUGUCUCUUAACUGGUCUCCAGCCUGAACCAUGUAACCACAGGACUUGGGAAAUAAGGUUCCAUUGUAAUAAUUGGAUCCUUGUUACCAAAUUAUUAUCUUAAAAUUCUUACCAAAAAUGAAGUGAACCACAAUUUAAGUUUAAACUGUAUGAUAUAUGACUUCUUCUUUGGGUUAUAAAUGGAUUUUAGCCAACGGUGCUUUCUUAUUCUUGUUAAAGAAUAGCUUUUUGAAGAUAUUUUUACUUCCAUUUUGAUAACCUUCUGAUUAGUUCAAGGGUAAUUAAUAAGGGCCCACCCCUAUAUUCCUUACCUACACAAGGAAUCCACUGAUUCCAUGGAACACACGAUGUGGCCGUCAGUGUAUUUAUUCAUAAAAUGAAGCUCUUCUCUGAAAAGUGACUUUGUAAAACUGGCAUCAUAGAGUUCCAGGUGUGUCACGCAUCAUUGGCUUCCAAAUUAAAUUUGGUCUGUUUACAUGUAAAUAGUUGAUUUGGGUAACUGCAGACUUAACAAGGCCUCUGAAAGCCAAGUUGGAUUCCUUCUAUUUUAUGCAUCAUUACCACCACCGCUAGAAAUAAAGAUCUGGUAAGGCAGGCCAAAUUAGACCCUUAGUUAUGCCUGUGCAGUGCAGUACGUCAUUUGGAGAUAAUGAGGUUACACAGAUGUAACUGAGGCCAUGAUUUUGGUCUGCAGAAUAUUUGCCAUCUGUGAUGAUACAUGAGAAGGUAUUUUUGGCCCCCGGGCUGAACUUUUAGCAUUAGCAGCUAGAAAAAUCCCAUCUCAUUACUUGCCAACUGAGCCAGUUCAAUGUGGAGUCACUAUGCGAUGAUAAACAAUGAAUCCCCACAAUGUCAUUUUUACAGACCCUUCUCGGAGUAAAACUGAGCGUAAACAUAAAAUUCAAUUAUAUACAGAUUAUUUUACAAAACAUGCUGCUCCUGCUCACCAACCUGAGAAGGCACCAUGUAGUUGGCUCCAAAUUUCAGGGUCAGGUAACAGGCAUUUUUAAUGUAAAUUAUAUCGUUUAACAUUCCAGAUGGCGUGGUUUGCUGUAUAAAGACACUAUUAUUGUCUUUCUACAUAGACCAGUUUUGACACCAGGUUAGAGAAAGCAGUGUUGUUCAGUGGGAAUGGGUGAGACUUCUGGAAAGAGAGAUUAAGAAAACCAAAGUUUUCGGUUUCAUGCACCCCAAACCUUUACAAACAUAGCUGAGACAGCUUCUGGCUCCCUGGCAAAAGUGUUGGGGUUAAGAUCAAAAGAGCCCACUUCCUUGUCAGGUAGGAUGACCAAGUAUGAAAAAUCGGGACGGGGUGGGGGGUAAUAGGCCCCUAUAUAAGACAAAGCCCCAAAUAUUGGGACUGUCCCUAUAAAAUCGGGACAUCUGGUCACCCUAGUGUCAGGGGAAGUGAAGAACCUGAUAUCUCCCUCCCCCUAUAUCCAAACAAGCCCCGAGCUCCCUCACACUUACCUUUUGCGGCCAUUCUGGGGGUACCAUCCUCAAACACCAUUACCUCUGUCAGCUUCAAGGGAUGGUUUCAUCUGCUGUCCAGGGGCAGCACUUAGAUCAAAGAGAGGGGCCUCUGGUGGUUGCCCAUCUCCAUUCAACAACAGUGAGCAGGAGAUAUUCCUGCAAGUCACUUGAAGCUGCAUGGAGUCCUGGGCUCAGGGAAGACCCUACUUGCAUUCUUGUUAGGCCUGCCCAGAGGUGAAAUUCAUCCUCUUGACUGAGGCCUGGAUAUGAUUUGUCCUUAAUCCUAUGCAGUAUGGGUGUGUCUGUCCUUUAGUGCUUAAAUGAACAGGGCAGCAGGGCUAGAAGUGCUCCCCAGUCUGCAGUUGGCUGACGAUAGAUAGGCCUCUGCCACAGGCCCUUCUCCUGCCCUUUGUGGAUUGAGGGGCAUUGGGAGUUUCUGCCAUUCCUGCUCCCACUCCCAAAUAGAAUAUGUGGGAGAGGGAAAGUACUGCUCCCAGAAGUGGCCACAGGGAGGAAGCAGUGGAGGGUUGGCCAAUGGAUCAUCCCAGAAGAGUAGGGUGGUCCCAGCCACUAUGAGGAGAAAGCUUUAUAGGGAAAAGGGGUAGGGAAAUCUUCUUCCUUUGGAGUCACAGAGGAAGGCAGCUGGAGGGAUUCCUCUCCCCACGUUCCCCACCCGUGGCCAAAGAAGGGUUCUUCCUUGAUGAACCAGGAGGGCUGGGGGACAAUCUACAUUUAUUCACAAACUAAGGGAGACUGAUAGGAAAGACCAUACAGACUCCAUCUCUCUGGUUUAGAUCCCACAUUCAGAAAAUGUGUAAUACAACACAGCAGUCUUUUACAUAAAUAACCUGCUGAAAUAUGUACUUGCUUGGAUUUAAUAAUACAUUUGUAAACAGAGCCAGAAUAGUGGGGUUUUCUGAUCCUUAUCCAUAUUUAUAUGACACACUGUAUUCAUUGCCCAUUCAGUUGUGUUACAAAGCUAGCAGUGUGUACUGAAAUACAAGUUUACCCAGUUGAUGGUCUACCCAGUCAAGUUAUAGCAAACACAUAUCAGAAUAUGGAUUUAACCAGGUAAAUACCUUCAUUUGAAAAAGCAGCUAAUACAUAUUUACCUGAUAAAACAACAUUUAUUUGGAGCUAUCAUUCAUAGCCUAUUGUGUAAGUAAGUGCUUAAAAACCUAAAUAUAUAGGCCAAAUUCAUCCUUAGUGUUGAUCCACUGAGGUCAAUGGAGUUACACCAGGGAUAAGUUUGGCUUAAUAUUUAUAUCCUCUGAAGAGCCCUUCUCUUCUUGGGACCAGCAAUUCGGGUUUCAACCUUCAUUCUGAAAUUCCUUGUUUUGUGAGUCUGUGUGAUAAUGUUCAUAUUGUAUCAAUGUAGUUUCUUGUCUGUCAGUUGAUAAAUUCUUAAAUGUUAAAUGUAAUAACUGAUACAAGUUCAGAAACAAUACCGUUGUCAUGGAAGAGCAGUGUAUGUCAGUCUUCCAUUUUUACAAUUUCCAUACAAUUAGAUGGCUUAGUUUAAAUUACUCGUUUGUAGUUAAAAGAAAACAAAGUCUGGUAAAGUACAAAGCUAAGUGAACACUCUGGCUAAUCAGAUUGAUUUUAUAUGAAAAAUGCACGUUUGCCUCUAGCAGUGAAUAUAAAAGACGUUGAAAAUUGUAGCUUUGGGUGUAAACCAAGAACCAGUAUAUGCCUUAGAUUAGAACAACAAAACAUUGCUCAAUGUCUCCUCAUUCUAGCAAUCAUGAAGGAUAAUCUUUGUGUCAUGGAAUUGAGCAAGUGCAAAAUUGACCCAAACCUCCUGCAUCCUUCCCUCCCACAAAAUGCCCUAGAUUUUGAAAAGCAAAAUCCACCAUAUCAGUGCUGGGGAGUAAACUUCAUAAUUAUUUUAAGUUUUGCUUUAAGUUUUGCUUUUCCAUCUUUUUUGCCAUUAUCUGCAUUCCUUAGAUUUAUUUUUCAUUGAUGUAAAAAGCCAUUUAUUUAAAAGCAAACGUUUUGAGUCUCAGUGAUGUUUUCACCAUCGAAUCAUGAAAUACCCUUUUGUUAUUUCUCUUCUUUAACACAUAACAUGUUCCUCCUUUGACCCUCAUUUUUCCCUUUUUUUCUCUCUCUCUCUCUCUCCCCUCCCUCUUACUUGUCUGUUCCUUUUGUCAACCAAUCUAACCCUGCCCUUUUGUGUUUGCUCUCCCCCUCCUUCCUUUCUGCCCCACUGACCCUUGCUUGACCCUCCCAACCUGUUUGUUCCUGUUCCUCUCUUCGUUUGCAGCUUAGAGAUGGCUAAAGUCAGCACCCAGACUGCUUCCGUCACGACCCCUGUUGACCUCAACAUGAACCUCUCUCAAUCUGCCACCCCUACCUCCACCCCCACCUCUAUGGCUGUCUUGGCGGCAGCAGCAGCUGCCUCCGCGGUUAACGUCAGUACCCCUCCCCCUUUACCAACUUUACCAACCACCCACUAUGCCGUUCCUGUCUCCAGUCUGCUUGGCAUGAAAACUGUCCCACUCCUGGCACUAAAUGCCGCGGCCGCUGCGGGGGCCACGGGGAGUUUAUCCGCUUACACUGCCAAAAUUCCAUCGACGAGUGGGGUUAAGAAAUCUGACCGCCAGAAGUUUGCUCCAUAUUGAAGGGAUGAGAAACAAAUGCAAGGUUUUUCGAGCUCUACCAAGAUUCUGUGGUAGAUAAUAGCUAUCAAGGAAACAAUAUGGCAUAUUUUUAUUUUCUGUUAAAUUGCUAGUGUUAACUGUCGACACCUCAAAUUGUCUUCCACUUUCCAUAACUAUUAACACGCGGGCACGCACACACCCACCCAAAAAAUAGCAACUAGUUCCAACAGCCUCCCCGAUUCUUUUAAACUCUAGUUGGUAACCAUACUUAGCUAAAGUUUGUCACACAGCUGGUGUGGUUCCCACAUCAUCUAGUAUGUUUAGCCUCACAUAGUUAUUAAUAAAGGGUCCAACACUAGGCUCAGAAUGGAGGCAGAUUUUCAUUCUGAGGCGUCACUGCUCUGACAACAAUAAUAGAGAGCUGCAGUCUCAAGUGGUGACACUAACAAAUGCUGCCUGGUCUAGCCAGCCUGGAGGAAAAGACACCUUCCCAGGCCUACGUUCUGUCCUCAUUUACACUUGAUGCAUGGGUGUCAGCAAGGACAGAAUUGGGGCCCUCAAAAAAGGAAAAAAAAGCCGAUACCUAAGACUAAAGCUUGUUUGACAAAUGUCUUUGGCAUUAGAAAUAGUUAAUAAUUACUGCCUAGCACGUCAGUAUUUAUAUCCAUUGGAAGGGAUCCCUUCAAUUGUGAGACUACUUCUCAGUUACUGUAUCCUUCAAAUUUGACAUUUGUCUUCAUGAACAUUUUGAUAGGCCCACAGCUAGAAAGCACCAUGCGGCUCUGAAAGGAAAUCCCCAUGCAUGCCUGACCUCUAGCGGUCAUUCUGCUAAACUUCACAAAGCAUUGAGACUUAUAUUAACCUGCUUGGCACUUGCAUCUUACUAGAUAAUGAAGCUAAAAAGAAUACCAAAUAUUGUUCUAAUACAUACAUGCAUUUAGUCAUGGAUCACCCAUGUGUAUGAAUCUUGCUGCACUGAGAAACUCUUAACAGAAUGGAAAGAUAGAG
Molecule: messenger RNA, 8376 nt
Organism: Dermochelys coriacea (leatherback sea turtle)
Lineage: Eukaryota; Metazoa; Chordata; Testudines; Dermochelyidae
Product: poly(rC)-binding protein 3-like
Exons: 15
Coding region: 747-1814 (355 amino acids)
Biological process (GO): negative regulation of mRNA splicing, via spliceosome
Cellular component (GO): nucleus; cytoplasm
Molecular function (GO): mRNA binding
Source: RefSeq, a predicted model, not a curated record